AUGUUUUUAUAUAAUAAAAAACAUGAUAAAUAUAUAAUAUUUUUGGUAAUUUUACUAUCAUCAUUAUAUAAUUGUCAAAAAUCAUUAUAUGAAUGUAAUAGACAAAUUUAUGAAGCAAAAGGACCAAAAAAAAUUGGUAAUAAUGGUUUUUAUAUUGAAAUAACAGGAAAGAAUGAUGAAAAAAUUAAUGAUGAUGAAGGAUUUAUACCUGGUAUGAUAUAUAAAAUAACAUUAAAAGGACGUCGUACUGAAUAUACAGUUCAAACAUUUCGUGGUUUUGGUAUAACAACAUUAUAUGAAAAUGAUAAAAAUGCUGGAAAAUUUGAAAUAUCAAAAAAACGUGGUGAAGUUAGAAUUGCACCAAAUUGUCGUAAAAGUGGUGUAUCACAUACUAAUUUAAGACCAAAAACAUCAGUUAGUGUUUUAUGGAGAGCUCCAAAUAGUGGUGAUGGUUGUGUUCUCCUUAGAGCAACUAUAAUAGAAUCAAGAAAUAUUUGGUAUGCUGAUGAUAGUUUAUUAACAUUAAAAUUUUGUGCUAAAAAAACACAUGAAUCGGCUAUACCAGAGGAUAAUUUAAAUGCAAAAUGUUGUGCAUGUACUGAAGCAAAAUAUGAUAUUGAAUUUUUGGGUAUUUGGAGUAAAGAAACACAUCCAAAAGAAUAUCCAAGUUUAGAACAUCUUACACAUUUUACUGAUUUCUUAGGUGCAUCACAUAGUAAUAAUUAUACAUUAUGGAAAUUUGGUGAAAUUGCAAGUGAUGGUUUAAAAGAAAUUGCUGAAUGGGGUAAUACAUUUAAAGCAGAAAAUGAAAUGAAAGAUAAUGCUAGAGAAAUAAGAACAAUAAUAAAACUUAAAGGAUUAUGGUUUCCAGAAGUACAAGGGCAAACAAAAUCAAGUUUUCAUGUUAAUAAAGUACAUCAUUUUACAUCACUUGCUGCUAUGUUUGGACCAUCACCAGAUUGGUGUGUUGGUAUAUCUGGUAUUAAUUUAUGUCUUCCAGAUUGUACAUGGGUUGAAGAAAGAGUUUUUGAUUUAUUACCAUGGGAUGCUGGUACAGAUGAUGGUGUUACAUAUAUGUCACCAAAUGUACCUGCUGAACCAAGACAUAAAAUUGUUCCAAUCACAACAAAAACAAAUAAAUUAUCACCAUUUUAUAAUGAAUUUUCUGAUGAGAUACCACCAUUAGGAAGAUUAACAAUAAAAAGAACUAAUGUUAUUAAUACAGGAUGUAGAAAUGAUGAAGAAUAUAAAAAAGAAGCAUUUGAAGUAACAAGUAUAUCUGAAGAAGAAGAAUACAAAGAUCGUCGAGAAUGUUUAAUGAGUGAAUGGGAAUCAUGGAGUUUAUGUUCAGCAACAUGUGGUAAAGGUGUACGUAUGAGAUCAAGAGUUUUUCAAUUUCCUAUAAAAGCACAAAUGUUUAAUUGUCAUAGACAAACAACAGAAAGACAAUUUUGUAGUGCAAAACAAACUGAAUGCCAUGGAUCAGAUCUUUUUUCAACAGAAUGUACAACAACAAAUUGGGAAGAUUGGUCAUCAUGUUCUGUUACAUGUGGUGUAGGGCAACGUAAACGUAAUAGAAAAUUACUUGAUGAAACAAAAAUUGAUAAUUGUAAAAAAAUUAAUCUUACAGAUGUUGAAGAUUGUAUUGGUGAAAAUGGUGAAGAUUGUAAUGUAACACCAAAUCCAUUAUGUAAGACAACAUCAUGGAGUGAAUGGUCACCAUGUUCUGCUAGUUGUGAUGAUGGUAUAAAAAUUCGUUCAAGAUUAUUUUAUUAUGUAGAACAUGAAUUACAAUGUACAAAUAUAAAUUUAAUUGAAAAAGCAAAAUGUCAAAUGCCAUCUUGUCGUCGUUUAUUAACUGCUCAUUCAGAAGAAAUUUGUAAUGAAGAUAAAGCAGAAGGACAAUGUGGUGGUGUUUUUCCAAGAUAUUGGUAUAAUAGUAAUACAUCAAAAUGUGAAAGAUUUAUUUAUACAGGAUGUAAAGGUAAUCGUAAUCAAUUUGAAACAGAAAAAGAAUGCAAACAAUUAUGUGUUAAAAAUAUGAAUGUUGAUAAAGUUGUUAUACCUGGACAUCAAUUAAUUGGUGAAUUUGGUGGUGAAGAUACAAUUAUUGAAGAUGGUGGUGAAAGAGUUGAUUGUAUAUUAAAUGAAUGGAGUCCAUGGUCAGAAUGUUCAACAACUUGUGGAAGAGGUAAAAGAACACGAAAUAAAUCAAUUAAAGUAUUUCCAAGAAAUGGAGGUACACCAUGCCCAUCAGGAUUACAUUUAAUACAAGAAAGAAAAUGUGAUAAUAGACCAUGUGAAAGUAAAGGAUGUAGAUUAGGUAAUUGGGGUAUGUGGUCUAGAUGUAGUCAAGAGUGUGAUGGAAUUCAAUUUAGAAGAAGAAGAAUUUUUAAAAGUAGAAAUUAUAUUGAUAAUGAAAAUGAUCCUAAUUGUUAUUUACCAGAAAGUGAAGAGAGAAAAUGUAAUGAAAAUUGCUAA
Messenger RNA from Strongyloides ratti, 2481 nucleotides. Its product is annotated as Thrombospondin, type 1 repeat and Proteinase inhibitor I2, Kunitz metazoa domain and Reeler domain and Spondin, N-terminal domain-containing protein. NCBI's taxonomy places the organism in Eukaryota, Metazoa, Nematoda, Chromadorea, Rhabditida, Strongyloididae. Gene Ontology annotation, cellular component: extracellular matrix. Gene Ontology annotation, molecular function: serine-type endopeptidase inhibitor activity. The coding region runs from base 1 to 2481 and encodes 826 amino acids. The record is from RefSeq and is a predicted model, not a curated record. The transcript is spliced from 3 exons. Gene Ontology annotation, biological process: cell adhesion.